GAAUUCCCAAAUCUCUGCUGUUUGCAGAUUUACAAUGAAAUGGUGAAUCCACAGACUGGGACCAAAAAAGAUCUUCUCAGCUCUUUAAUUUGAACCACAGUGAACUGUCUGCCAACACCCGGCAUGGCUAAAAGUGCAGAGGUCAAACUGGCAAUAUUUGGAAGAGCAGGCGUGGGCAAGUCAGCUCUUGUAGUGAGAUUUCUGACCAAACGCUUCAUCUGGGAAUAUGAUCCCACCCUCGAAUCAACCUACCGACACCAAGCGACCAUUGAUGAUGAAGCUGUCACCAUGGAGAUACUAGAUACUGCUGGUCAGGAAGACACCAUUCAGAAGGAAGGACACAUGCGAUGGGGAGAAGGCUUUGUGCUGGUCUAUGACAUUACUGACCGGGGAAGUUUUGAGGAAGUCCUGCCACUUAAGAACAUCCUGGAUGAGAUCAAAAAGCCCAAGAAUGUGACUCUCAUCUUGGUUGGAAACAAGGCUGACUUGGACCACUCCAGACAGGUUAGUACAGAGGAAGGGGAGAAGCUGGCCACAGAAUUGGCCUGUGCUUUUUACGAGUGUUCUGCCUGCACCGGAGAAGGGAACAUCACCGAGAUAUUCUACGAGCUGUGUCGAGAGGUGCGGCGCCGGAGGAUGGUCCAGGGCAAGACGAGGCGACGCAGCUCCACCACCCACGUCAAGCAAGCCAUUAAUAAAAUGCUCACCAAAAUCAGCAGCUAGGCAGCUCUGUUCUUGGGAAGGCCCUGCGCAGGUGGGUCAGGUCAUCGGAAACAUUUUCUUGCUUUUUGUUUCUCCCCCCAAAUAAAAUACUCCAUUCCUCGUUCUGACUCUGGGCAACGUCUGGGCUUCCCAUGGGUCCCAGCCUCCCAUAUGUUGGGAAGUUAUCGAGUGUUUUAAUGCCGUUUCAGUCCUGACAAUCUCUCCUUUUCCUGCUUGAAUAAAAUGCUCUUUACUGCAGUUUGAAUAUGUAAUCACCAGAUUCUGAAAUGGCUGGGUUCGUAAAGCUAUUUUUAGGCACCUUCACCUUGCUUCAGUAGGUUAAAGUCUUUUCAAAGGCAUUUUAAAAUUCCAUUCCUUGUCAAAGUCUACAAAUGAUCACCUUAGAAGUCUAAGAUGAUAGAAAAUACAGUGAAAACACGGGAAGAAUGGCUGAGAGGUAGGACCAGGGAAUAGAGUCUUAGUUCCUAUUUGAAGAGAAGAUUUUCUGAAUUAUCUUAAAUCAUCUAGUUGCUUUUUUUUUAAACCCUUGUCUGGUUCUUAAAUUCAAAUAUGUUCUCACAAAGUUUUCCAUGGUCCUAGAGAGUUUCAUUUCAGGUUGAGCUGGUUCUCUCCAUGAUCUAUUGAUUACUACACCCUAAUUGUUCUUCUGUGGCUCCAAUAAAAUUCAAUUAUUACAGAGACAGCAGGGGCCCCUCAAUUCAGCUCCUGCUAGGCCACUUCUCACCCAGCCCAGGGUGAUGGAAAGACAAUAGGAAACUUUUCACCAAACCCUGAGGAUUUAGAAUCAGAGGUGUCUCAUUCAUUUCUCUCCCUACUUAAUCAUUUUAGCAGAAAGACAACAUUCCAAAAUACAGGAGCAUUAAGAAUGAAGCUUAACAACCCUUCUGUUGGGAAGCCCAGGCUCUGUUCGAGGCACAGUAAGAAGAAUUAGCCUGUGAUUCAUUAGGUUGGCUCUGAGGCUUCUAAUAUUUUGGAUUAAUUAAUUCACUUAGGAGAAUUCAGAAAAGAAUGAGUGAUUAAAGUUCACUAUACCUGAAUAAAUGUGUACAAAACAGAUUCUUUUAUUGUGAAAGUACAGUCAAUAACUGAUAAAGCAUUAUGAUUCUUUUUUUUUCCCUGUUAUGCCCCCAUAUAUCAAGAUUUGGGCACUUUAUUUUAGAAGAAAAUAUAUAUCUUUUACAUACGUGCGUAUUUAUAAAUGCAUAGAUAUAUGUGUAAAAAUGUGUAAGAGCUGGAGGCUUUAAUUCACCAAUGCAUUCGGACAACUCGUUGUAACUGACUAUUUUAUGUGACUAUAAUAAAAAGCAUAAUUUUCACGUUCUGUCACA
Molecule: messenger RNA, 2051 nt
Organism: Vicugna pacos (alpaca)
Lineage: Eukaryota; Metazoa; Chordata; Mammalia; Artiodactyla; Camelidae
Source: RefSeq, a predicted model, not a curated record